Molecule: messenger RNA, 684 nt
Organism: Echinococcus granulosus
Lineage: Eukaryota; Metazoa; Platyhelminthes; Cestoda; Cyclophyllidea; Taeniidae
Exons: 7
Coding region: 1-684 (227 amino acids)
Source: RefSeq, a predicted model, not a curated record
AUGUUUAGUUUGAUUUACUUAAUGGUGAAUAGACCAUGUUGGUUCAUGGUGGAUGAAAAUGACAUGACUACAUCUUGGUCAAAAAUGGAAGUGAGGAAAGAGUACAUUGCUUUAUCUAAGCUGAGGAAACUAAGCAAAUUAGCUUGUAAAAAUUGGACUCAAUUGCCGUUAAUACAGAUGGAUUUCAUUGUUGGUUUUCAGUUUUAUCUCGACAGCGUUACAUUAAAAGGAGAAGCUGCAGUUUUUGGUCAGUGGCUAUUUGAUGAAGUGAUAAAUCAACUGGGCGGUCUUCUGGAAAGUGAUUACUUUGGACUCCGGUACUUAGACAAGAAUAAGCAGAGGGUUGACCCCUCAUUUCUCUUAUAUGAUCAUCUAAAUGCAAGAUUCAAAUAUUUUCCCGAAAAUUUUGCCAAAAUUAUGGGAAAAGUCCAUCAAUUGAAUUGGAAAUUCAUUUUACUUUGCUUAGUUAUCAUGGGUUUUGCUGCAAGUCAUCGUGACAAUCUUCUAUGUCUCGAAAGCAAUUAUUAUAACCCGGUAACUGUAGUUUUGCUACUGCCUUUGUCGAAUGCUUCAUCUCCUGAAAAGAAUGCGAACAUUGAUCAUAAUUCACUUUUGGAAGUUCAUUUAGCUGUAGUUUUAGUGUUCGUUACUCGACUUCAUAUUGAAAAAAAAUCAUCGACAUGA